AUGACGGACAAGAUCGUAGAACAGCCAGCGAAAGAAAUGCCAGAAAUGAAGAAUGUGAAGCUAAGAAUGACAAACCUCCAUCUGCAUGCAAACGGAGUGUUCAGUAAUGUUUAUAGAGGUACUCUAAUCUCUCCCGGAACCACCCCACGGGAGAUUGCAAUAAAGAAAACAUGGCCAGAAAGUAGAGACCGGAAUUUCGAAAUGAUAUUCCUUACUGGAAUCAGCAGAGAAAGACAUAAAAAUAUUGUGCAAAUGAUCUUCGCAUUCUCUAACAAGCGAGACGAUAGGAUUUGCGAGUCGUUUGUUUUUGAUUUUAUGCCCGACACGCUUGGAUCGCUUAUCGAGAACAAUUCACUCGAUCUUGUCGACAUGAAACUCUACACUUGGCAAAUGUUCAACGGACUACAAUACCUUUGUCAACUUCAAAUCAUGCACAGAGAUAUUAAACCAGUAAACAUUCUCGCGGACCAUUCAGCCGGCCUUUUGAAGAUAGGAGAUUUUGGUUCGGCAAAGGUUGUUCGACCCGGGAUGACGUCAACACCAUACCAGGUGACAAGGUUUUAUCGACCGCCGGAGCUCUUGCUGGGAUCUGAAAAUUAUAAUUGGACUGUUGACAUAUGGUCAGCAGGAUGUGUACUGGGUGAGAUGGUAAAAGGGAAUGUCUUGUUUCCCGGCCGAGAUACAAAACAUCAGCUAAAGUUGAUUCGUCGAGCGCUUGGUAGCCCAACCGAUGCGGACAUGAGAUCUAUGAAAGUUCCGAAGCCGCCAGACCCUCUAGCUGAACGAGUCGCGGGGACUGGAUUAGCUGCUUUACUUCCAUCUGCGCGGCCUGAUGUUGUAUACUUUCUGGGUAAAAUUUUGUUAUAUCGUCCGCGAGCAAGAUUAGGUGGGAAGGAAGUACUCCGCGAUCCUUUUUUCGAUUCAUUGUUCCGUGAAGGAGCCAAAAGAUCGAAUGGACAACUUAUCUCGCAAUGUAUAACAUCUUCUGAUAUUGCGGAGGCUCACUCAAUAACAGUGGAACAAGCCUUGUUCUUGCCUCGCCUUGGGAUGCGAUAUAAACUUUUAGAUCAUAUUACUAGGAAGUUUUCCGCGUGUUAG
Molecule: messenger RNA, 1098 nt
Organism: Necator americanus (New World hookworm)
Lineage: Eukaryota; Metazoa; Nematoda; Chromadorea; Rhabditida; Ancylostomatidae
Exons: 12
Coding region: 1-1098 (365 amino acids)
Biological process (GO): signal transduction; protein phosphorylation; negative regulation of canonical Wnt signaling pathway
Cellular component (GO): cytoplasm; cytosol; nucleus
Molecular function (GO): ATP binding; protein serine/threonine kinase activity
Source: RefSeq, a predicted model, not a curated record